AACCUCGCUCGCGGGGGUGUUCAAAUCUUUGUUUAAUUGUUGGAGGUCGAAAGCAAACCCGGGUAUCGCGCGGUCCAAUUCUUAAAUGAUAUCCCCGUACGGCGUUGAAGAUCGUGGCAACGUUGCUCCCCCGACAUCUAUCUCUCCAGCAUCAUCUACCGUGAUGCUUGGGUUGUCUCCCACCUCCCCCUCCUCCCCCCCAGAACAGAAAGAACACACUUUGGCAUGAGCCGCCCUGAAAUUCCAAUCUUGAACGUUUCAAUUCGUCAGUUCUGGUUUAACCCAGAAGAAAAGUUUCGGUUUUUGGCCAAGUUUUUCCGUCUUGAAAGCUUGUGGCUGUUGUUUGAGAAUACCCAAAAGCCAAAAGGAUCAGUCUUUGUCCUUGAAAGCUUUUCAUCGACCCCACUUGCCCCGGAAAUAAGAUAGCAGAGACUUGUCGUUUGUUGCCUCUCUCUCUCUCUCUCUGCAUGCUGGGUGACUUCCAUGGAUAUCAAUCCUCCAAACGCUGCUUCCCUCUUUGCAGAUCAAAAGUGUAGAAAAUCUAGUUUCUGUAACUUCUUUCCUGCAGCAUCUUUGUUUUGUCUAGGACUCUUCAUCGGGAGUGCGCUGUUGGCAUCAGAUUACAAAGAGAAAUUCUCAGGAUGGGAUUGGAGGAUAAUUGAUAAAUCACAGAGCUCUAACACCAGCACUUGUGCAAAUCGUCGCAGACCACGUGGAAGUGAGGCCUUACCAGAAGGUAUUGUUGCCAGUUCUUCUGAUUUGGAAAUGAGGCCGUUGUGGGAUUCUGCAGAGGGCUCUCUUAGUUCUUCGUCUAACUUGUUUGCAAUGGCUGUUGGAAUCAAGCAAAAGGAUCUUGUAAAUAAAAUGGUUACAAAGUUUCUGUCAAAUGAUUUUGUGGUGAUGCUUUUCCACUAUGAUGGUGUUGUUGAUGAGUGGAAGGACUUAGAAUGGAGUGAUCGCGUCAUACAUGUAUCUGCAUUUAACCAAACUAAAUGGUGGUUCGCCAAACGUUUCCUUCAUCCAGAUAUAGUUGCAGAAUACAAAUAUAUUUUUCUGUGGGAUGAGGACCUAGGAGUUGAAGAUUUUCACCCCGACAAGUAUAUCUCUAUUAUCAAGACCGAAGGGCUUGAGAUAUCACAACCAGCCCUUGAUCCAACCAAAUCAGAGGUGCAUCAUCAAAUCACUGCACGUGGGAGGAGAUCGGUUGUACACAGGAGGACUUUCAAGCCUGGUGGUCCUGGUAAAGGUUGUGGUUCGAACAGUACAGCUCCUCCAUGCACUGGGUGGAUAGAGAUGAUGGCUCCGGUUUUCUCUAGAGCUGCCUGGCGCUGUGUAUGGUAUAUGAUUCAGAAUGAUUUGAUCCAUGCUUGGGGCCUAGACACACAACUUGGUUACUGCGCUCAAGGUGAUCGAAUCAAGAAUGUAGGCAUUGUGGAUGCUGAGUAUAUAGUGCAUUAUAAUCGGCCGACACUCGGCGGUGGCAUUGAAAACAAGUCGGACUCACAGUCACAUAACGAUACUUCUGAGACUGAAAAAGUGGAAUCAGAGGCACAAUCAAGGUCUCAUAAACAUGAUCCUAGAGUUGAAGUGAGGAGGCAGUCAUAUAUCGAACUCGCAAUAUUCAGAAAAAGAUGGAAGAAAGCUGUCAAGGAAGAUGAAUGUUGGACUGAUCCGUACCCUCAAGCUGCAAAGGACAAUAUCAUGGCCUAAUGUCCAGCAAUGCUCCUCUUGAGAAGAAUUCUUUAGAUUGAUGGCUAUACACAAUGCAAAGAGGACCGAGGCUGCAGUCGAUUAUAGGCAUUGAGAAGAUAAGCCUCGUAUCUUAAAGCAUAGUUUAUGCAGUGCCGGGGCUUCAAAGGUACCAUGUACAUCGUGCCGCUGCUCCUGUAUAUAAUUGAAUCCUCCUUUUCAAUUGCAAGGUUGAUGAUUAGGUUGCGAGGUAAA
This is a messenger RNA of Syzygium oleosum, 1944 nucleotides long. RefSeq lists its product as uncharacterized. Bases 484 to 1710 code for a protein of 408 amino acids. The transcript is spliced from 15 exons. NCBI's taxonomy places the organism in Eukaryota, Viridiplantae, Streptophyta, Magnoliopsida, Myrtales, Myrtaceae. The record is from RefSeq and is a predicted model, not a curated record.